UUUCUGUUGUUCUGCCGGAAGGCUGCAGAAGGCAGUCACAGGAGUCCUGGUUGAAGGCUUGGGUGGCAGGAGGAUUGGUUUUGAUGGCUGAGGUGGAGGAAGGGGCAGCGGUAGAGCUCCAGGGACUUCCCCCUGACAUGCCAGAGGAACUGCUCAUGCUGUACUUUGAGAACCGCCGGCGCUCCGGUGGGGGGCCUGUGUUGAGCUGGCAGAGACUUGGCUGUGGGGGUAUCCUUACCUUUCGAGAGCCUGCAGAUGCCAAAAGGGUCUUGGCCCAGGCAGAGCACCGACUACAUGGUGCCAGACUGAGCCUGCACCCAGCUCCACCACGCGCCCCUGCACGUCUGCUUCUCCAAGGAUUACCACCUGGCACUGUGCCACUGCGCCUGGAGCAGCAUGUCCAGGCCCUGCUGAGUGCCAUGGGGCACCCAGUGCAGUCCUGCCAUGCCCUGGCCAGUCCCAGGCCUGAUCGGGCCCUGGUCCAGCUGGCCAUGCCCCUUUCUGAGGCAGAAAUUCAUGUCCUGGAGGAACAGGCCCGGAAUACGGACCUGGAUGGGGCUAUGGUGUCAGUGACCUGGGUGCCUCAGGCCCGAGCUGUGCGUGUGGUGAGGGGCACACCCCCUUUGGACAUGCUGCUGCUAGAGUUGUACCUGGAGAAUGAGCGCCGCAGUGGUGGGGGGCCCCUGGAGGGCCUGCGCAGCCUGCCGAGACAGCUGGGCACUGUUGUCUCCUUCCAGCAGUGGCAGGUGGCUGAACGGGUGCUGCAGCAGGACCACUGGCUGCAGGGCUCAGAGCUGAAACUUGUCCCCCACUAUGACAUCUUGGAGCCUGAGGAGCUUGCUGAGGGCACCAAAGGAAAGGAUAACCCAUCCAUGCUGGGAUCUGAGCAUGCUCUCCUGGAGACUAGAGGGCUGGCAGAAACCCUGAAGUGUGCAGGGGCUGUGACUGUGGGUUCUGGGGAGGCACCAGGGCAAUUGGAAGCCUUUCUGAGGACAGGUCUUCAGGCUGUGCCAGUUGGCUUGGAUCCCGUGGGAUGUCCAGAGCAAGAGGGGCCUGUGGGAUCUCUGGAGCAGGAAGGGCCUGUGAGCUUGGGGACUGUGGGGUCUCCAGAGCAGGCUGGGCUCAUGAGUCUGGGGCCUAUGGGGUCUGCAGGCUCAGUGGGCCCAGUGGAGGUCUCUAUGGAGUUGCUGGGACAAGUGAAGCUCAAGGGCCAGAGACCCAUGGGGCUUCUGGCACAGGAGAGCCUGGUGGAAGUUGCCAGGGGCUCACCAGGUCAGGAGGGGCUGGUGGGUCCAGAAGAGAUUGCCCUGGAAUCUGCAGAGAAGGUUGGGGUGAAGAGCCCUGGGCAUAUGGGGCUUCAGGGUCAGGAGGGCCUGGUAGAGAUGGUGUUAUCGAUGGAGCCAGGAGCUAUGCGCUUCCUACAGCUUUAUCAUGAGGACCUUCUUGCCAGCCUGGGAGAUGUCGCUCUUUUCCCACUUGAAGGAAUGGAGGUGACUGGCUUUCGGCUCUGUGGAGCCCAGGCCUCAUGCCAGGUGGCCCAGGAGUUGCUGCAGAGUCUGCUGGGUAGCAUCAGCUGCCAUGUGCUGAGCCUGAAGCACCCAGGCAGUGCCAGGUUCCUGCUGGGUGUGGAGGGGCAGCACCUUUUGCAGGGUUUGGAGGCUCAGUUCCAGUGUGUCUUUGGGACAGAGCGUCUGGCCAGUGCCAACCUGGUCAUGGACCCUGAAGAGGUGGAUUCCACUGAGAUCCUUCAGGUCCUCCCUGGCCACAGCCAUACCUGGUGGCCCACAGAUAGUACAGGCAGUGACCAGGAGAACAUGAGCCUGGAGGAAGUCCGAGAGCUGCUGGCAACCAUGGAAGGCUUCGAUAGGGAGAACUGGUUGUCCCUGGAGCUGGGAGAGGAGGGACCUGAGGACCAGCCAGAAGAGGCAGCAACUUCAGGGAAGGAGGAUGAAGAACCCACACCUGGGGCUGGGGAGAAGCCUGUGAGCCUCAGCACUGGGGCAGCUGGGCAGCUAGAGGAGGAAGCUGCACUGCAACUGGCCCUCCAUCGGUCACUGGAGCCUCAAGACAAGGUUGCUGAGCAGGAGGAAGCUGCUGCACUAAGACAAGCCCUGGCCCUCUCCCUUUUGGAGCAACCCCUGUUGGAAGCAGAAGAGUCCCUGAAUGGAGGAACUGGUAGUGGGGCCCAGUUGGUGGUGCAUGCACCCUUUGAGCAGGAUAUAGAUGAGUUGGAACAAGCAUUAACAGCUGCCUUGGAGGUACACCUGAAUAAGGAGACUGUGAGACACCCAGGCCGUGUGCUGCCCACAGAGCUGUGUGCUCGCCUGGGGCAGUGCCAUGGUGUGAAUGUUGCCCUGCGUGGUGAUUGCACUGUCUUUUGUGGCUUUGGAGCCCAACCUGCCCGUGCGGCACGCCACUUCGCUGUGCUACUUGCUGGCCCCUGGGAUCAGAGUUUGGCCUUUCCCUUGGUGGCUUCAGACACUACUUUGCUAGAACAGAGGCUGAAAAGGCCACUGGGAAAGCUGGAGGGCCUGGAAGAGAGCACCAAGGAAUUCCAAAAUGUGGUGAAGGCUUUCUAUGACACCCUGGAUACUGCCCACAGCAGAAUCCGCAUCAUACGGGUGGAGCGUGUGUCGCACCCGCUGCUGCAGCAGCAGUACCAGCUGCACCUGGAGCGCCUUGAGGAACGCUGCGUGCAGCGCCCUGUGGAGCGGGUCCUGUACCAUGGCACAUCGGCCUCCGCAGUGCCGGACAUCUGCGCGUUCGGUUUUAACCGCAGCUUCUGCGGCCGCAACGGAACGCUCUACGGGCAGGGUGUGUACUUCGCCAAGCGCGCCUCCCUAUCCGUGCAGGACCGCUACUCGCCUCCCGAUGCUGACGGCCACAAGGCGGUGUUUGUGGCACGGGUGCUGACGGGAGACUAUGCGCAGGGCCGCCGCGAUCUGCGGGCACCCCCUCUGCGGCCCUCUGGCCAUGUGCUCCUGCGCUACGACAGUGCUGUGGAUUGCCUCCAUCAGCCCAGCAUCUUUGUCAUCUUCCACGACACUCAGGCGCUGCCCACUCAUCUCAUCACCUGCGAGCACAUACCCCGGGCUUCCCUUGGACUCUCGAGUCCCUCUCUGGCCACCUGACCCAAGGGGUUAGCCUGUGGCCUGCUGCUCUACAGGUUCCCCGUUCUACAAACCCCCCUUUCCUCCCUGGGGACGUUCCUGCUUCUUGUUGGGGAGCAGGAAUCCAGGCCGACCCGGAGGGCUGGGUCGGCCCAACCACCAGGGGUCAGCAAAGCCCAGCAGGAGGGUGCGCCGGCCUGACACGCCCGUCUUGGCUGGACCUCGUCUGAGCGCUUCUGUGUCUCUGAAUAAACGUGAAACCAGGCAGAACCUCCUGGCGUUCGGAA
Marmota flaviventris (yellow-bellied marmot) is the source of this 3397-nucleotide messenger RNA. It is a transcript of the gene Parp10, whose product is annotated as poly(ADP-ribose) polymerase family member 10. NCBI's taxonomy places the organism in Eukaryota, Metazoa, Chordata, Mammalia, Rodentia, Sciuridae. Gene Ontology annotation, cellular component: nucleus; cytoplasm. Gene Ontology annotation, molecular function: transcription corepressor activity; NAD+ poly-ADP-ribosyltransferase activity. The record is from RefSeq and is a predicted model, not a curated record. Gene Ontology annotation, biological process: protein poly-ADP-ribosylation; negative regulation of gene expression.